Messenger RNA from Andrographis paniculata, 2883 nucleotides. RefSeq lists its product as uncharacterized. Bases 69 to 2573 code for a protein of 834 amino acids. The record is from RefSeq and is a predicted model, not a curated record. Gene Ontology annotation, molecular function: cysteine-type peptidase activity. Gene Ontology annotation, biological process: proteolysis. Lineage: Eukaryota; Viridiplantae; Streptophyta; Magnoliopsida; Lamiales; Acanthaceae. The transcript has 9 exons.
UCUUCGAGAAGGAAAUCGUCCCUCGCGAACUCGACGACGAUCAGCAGUAAGACAUUUUGUUCAGCGAAAUGGUGAGAAAAACCGCGAAUCCGCCGCGAUCCCCCACGAGGAGUUCAAAAAAGCCAGGCAAGGAGCACAAAUCGGUGAUCAGCCGAUUUGCAUUACCUUUUUUUCAUAAUGAGCUGGCCAAACUGAAGCAACACAUGAGAGACCAACACAUCGCAGCUAUAAACAUGACACCAUUCGGGCAUUUUCUGGAUUGCCCGAAAAUGAAGUUUCCAUGGCACCGACUUGUUGCCCUCGUCAAUAGCUUCAGUUCGGAAUCUAUGUCCUUCAAGAUUGGAAGUGACAUUGAGCUUCCGUUUGAAGUUGAAGAAUAUUCUGUAGUCUUAGGACUACACGCGAAAGGAGUCUACGUGACCGAAAAUACAUCGGUCGAAAGCGAAUGGUUUGUUCGAAUUUUUGGGAGCAAGCCACGUUCUGUAACCCGCGGGCAGGUGUUGCAGAAGCUGCGUGAGGCUCUGUUGCAGGGGCUGGAGCCUCUUUCUGUUGCGGAUGUUGCUCGUCUUUUUAUUAUGUUUGUUUUUGCAAAUAUUUUAUUUUGUUCUGCGAAUUAUUCUGUACCCCUUUUUUUGUUACCGUAUGUGGAAGACCUGAGUGCGAUUGGUGACUACGCGUGGGGACCCGCGAGUCACCGUUAUCUGUUGAAGUCUAUAAGCGACUUCAAGUCCGGGAAAAAAUAUUUGACAGGCUGCACCGCGGGUUUGUUGGCCUGGUUCAAUGAGAGGGUCCCAACUCUGGACAAGGCACGGUGCCUUCCGAAGGUACCGCGUCUCUUUCGGUGGCUGAAUAGCCUCGGUCCAAUGUCCAGGGUUCAUGCAGUUGAUGAACUGACUUCCAUAAAGCGGUCCGAUGUUCAGGAAUUCUAUCGGAUAGGCACGGAAGAAAAGUUCGUUCGUGCAAUUUGUCAUGCUUCAGAGGAAGCAGCGCAGGAAAUUGCGGCUUUGAAGGUGGAGCUGCGGAAGAAAGACACUGCAAUUGCCAGACUUGCUAAUAAAUUACAAAGAUCUAGAGCCGGUGUUGUCGAUGACGACAGUGAAGGUGAGGGUGAGGACGAGAGCGAUGGCGAGGAGGGUGAUGCAAACUAUGGGGAUGAAGAGACAGCAGACCGGAUGGCUGUGGAGUCUGAGAGGAAAGAGAAGCAGACUGACAUGGAGGAGAAGCAAGGUCAGGAGGAGGAGAGUCAGGGUGAAGAGGAGGAGGAGGAGGAGAAGGAGGAAAAAACUGGGGAGGAGGAGAGGCAGACUGAGGAGGAUCCCGAGGAGGCAGCGGAAGAGCAAGCGAAUACCGAGCGCCGAAGCAAAAAAAAAAUGGACAUCCUUUUGGCCGAAGUUGAUCCGAUAAACGAGUCAGAUGACGAAGGGGUUGGUAGCCUGCUAGAGUUUAACCAAUUGAUGGCCAUUGUUCCUUAUGUUGCACCGAUAGAUGUCAAGCAGGGCGAUGACUCCGACCGUGAGACUUGUAGCAGGGCCGCAGAUUCAUCGAUUGUACGUGGUGUAAUGGCACGUAAGGAUCGGAAGAGAAAGAAGAAGCCUGAAUUCGUGACACCCGUGUCGACACCGCGAAUUGAGAAAGCGAGAAGAACACGGAGGGCGAAAGGAAAGUCAGCGGUCGACGUCAAUAAUGAGCAGGAACCAUUUGUCGUCGGCGACGACGGGGACUCGGAUGCUAAGGUUGUAGCAGACCCUGGAGCACAAAAGUGGGAGGGAUAUCGCAAUAACGACAGCUACUGUGGAAAGGGUUCCUUAUCUGAGGAUGAGACGAACACCAUUGAACAUUUUCUCGCGUCAUUCGCUGUCCGGGACACUGUAUGGCAGCAGGGCGUCGUGUCUGUCUCGGCCGAUGCCGUUUUAGAACUACUGUUUGACGAAGCUGUGAAAGGCGAAGUCAUCGACGCGUACCUAUAUCAUCUAUGCAGCAAUGAAUAUCAGCUCCAACACAAUCCGCAGGUGCGGUGUGGUUGUGUGCCAUGGUUCGUAGCGAAAGCCGUGAACGACGCGCUAUCACGACCAAGCAGGGGAGCGAAAAAGCCGAGCAUCAAUAAGGGUAAUGUACUCGCGUUUGCCAACUCGCUGCAAGUGACCGUAGGCCAAGAGAUUGCCGGAAUCAUGGACAAAAUCCGGUCUGGGUGCCGGUACAUAUUUCUACCCGUACACACCCGGUUCCACUGGCAUCUCUGCAUACUGGAUACCGUCAAACGUGUUGUGUUGGAGUGUAACUCAAUGCGCGACCCCUUCGGGCAGGGGAAUGCAAAGAAAUUGACGCGAUUUUUAUCGUUGUAUAUGAACGCGUCACGACUAUGGCCUAUGGUCAGCGACAUGCCCGAGUACAUUAGAUGCCGACACCAGGGUGAAACGUUGGACUGUGGACCUUUAGUCUGCAUGUUCGCAGAGUGUUAUGCGCGGGCAGGUCCAGAUGUCAAUCUCGUUGGUGUCCUCGGCGAGGACUUCGGCGAUGUCAAGAGCUACCGAGGCACGAUUGCGGCGAGGAUAUUGAAAGGUCCCCCCUUCUGAAAUGUAGACCCCGAUGGAAAAAUAGGGCAGGUUAACACAUGUAAUGAAUUUGGAUUGAUUUGGGAAGUUUUUGCGUUGUGUGGCGAGGUGAUGGAUUUGUUGAAUGUCUUCAGUUUGGAUUGAUCUGGGAAGUUAUUGUGUUGUGUGGAGGUGAUGGAUUUGUUUAAUGUCUUCAAUUUGGAUUGACCUGGGAAGUUAUUGCAUUGUGUAUCGAGGUGAUGGAAUUGGUAAAUGUCUUUUACGUGGAUUGAUUUGUCAUCUUCAUUAUAUACCUGCGUUGUGUGGUGAUACCCGUUGAUAGCUUUUAUGU